AUGAGUUGGCUUAUGUUUGUUCUUCAUCAAUUUCUUCUGCUAUUUCUCUUGUCUUCUUCUUCUUUUUCUACUUCUGCACGCCAUACCUGCCUUGAGGACCAGAGAUUUUCACUUCUCCAAUUUAAAACAACAUUUACCAUAACUGCUAAUGCCUCUUCUCCACGUUGUGAAUCUGAUUCUCAUCCUAAAAUGGUGUUCUGGAAUGAGAGUAGUGAUUGCUGCUCGUGGGAGGGGGUCACGUGCGACUGGUCCAAUGGUCAUGUGAUUGGACUUGACCUCAGUUGCAGCCACCUUCAAGGCACCAUCCAACCCAACACCACCCUCUUCCACCUUCGUCACCUCCAAACCCUCAAUCUUGCCUUCAAUGACUUCAAUUUCUCUACAAUUUCACCUGAUUUUGGCUCUUUUCCAAGUUUGACCCAUCUCAACCUCUCUUUCUCUAAUUUUACGGGCCGAAUUCCUUCAAAAAUCUGCCAUCUGUCCAAAUUGAUUUCCCUAGACCUCUCUUAUUUGGAUGGUUAUUAUUAUCCUCUCAAGGGGAGACUUGAACAACACACUUUCAAUAUGCUCCUUCGAAACCUAACCCAAUUAAGAGAACUACACCUUGAUUUGUUGAAUAUCUCUUCACCUUUACCUCAUGCUUUGCUAAAUCUAUCUUCUUUGACAUCUCUCAGUCUUGGUUAUUGUCAACUGCGUGGGAAAUUCUCAGAAAACAUUUUUCACUUUCCAAACCUACGAGAGCUCCAUGUAUGGGGAAAUCAGGACCUCACAGGUAAACUUCCAUACUUCAAUGCAACUAGUUCCCUUCAGUUUCUUGAUCUUGGCGACAUAAGUUUUUCUGGCCAAUUGCCUGAAUCAAUCGGCAAUCUUAAAGCCUUGGAUAUUUUGUACCUCUUCAACUGCAACCUUUCGGGGUCCAUUCCAGCUUCUGUUUGGAACCUUACAAAAAUCACCGAUUUAGGCUUCUGGUCUAAUAGUUUCAGCAGUCAAAUCCCCUCAUCAAUUUCAAACCUUGCAAAGCUUAGAGGCUUGUAUCUUUACGGAAGCAAUUUGAACGGACAAAUACCGGAUUCCCUUGGCAACAUGAGCCAACUUACUAAUUUGUAUCUUUUCGGAAACAAUUUGAGCGGUCAAGUACCGGAUUCCCUUGGCAACAUGAGCCAACUUACUAACUUGGUUCUUUCCGGAAACAAUUUGAACGGUCAAAUACCGGAUUCCCUUGGCAACAUGAGCCAACUAACUUCUCUCUAUUUGAGUUAUAACUCACUCAAUGGGACAAUACCAUCUUCGUUGUUUGCUCUGCCUUCACUGGUUUAUAUAGAAUUGAUUAACAAUAAGCUACAGGGACCAAUUCCAGGAUCAGUUUAUGAACUUCAGAACCUAACAUUCUUGCGGCUUUCAUCAAAUAACUUGAGUGGUGUAGUGGAUCUAGACAAGCUUCUAAAGCUUAAAAAUCUGAUCUCUCUUGAUCUCUCAUAUAAUGGUCUCUCAUUGAGCAUCAACAACAGUGUCAACUCUACCUUGACCAACUUUGAAACUAUAAGAUUAGCUUCUUGCAACUUGAGCGAAUUCAACUAA
Messenger RNA from Camellia sinensis, 1578 nucleotides. The record is from RefSeq and is a predicted model, not a curated record. Lineage: Eukaryota; Viridiplantae; Streptophyta; Magnoliopsida; Ericales; Theaceae.